AUGUCAUCAGAAAGUCAAGAUGACCUGGCAAUUACAAACAAUCAAUUAAAACAAUGUCGAAUAUGUUUAGAUAAUGAUAAUCCUAAUGAUAUAAUUAGUCCAUGUUUAUGUAGUGGUGGUUCGGCUUAUGUUCAUAGAAAGUGUUUGAAUGAUUGGCGAUCAGAAAAUGCAGGUGGAAAAGUUUCAAGUUUUGUGAUAUAUGCCAAUUCGAAUACAUCAUCGAAACUGUUUUAA
Molecule: messenger RNA, 234 nt
Organism: Rotaria sp. Silwood2
Lineage: Eukaryota; Metazoa; Rotifera; Eurotatoria; Philodinida; Philodinidae
Source: the annotation of a GenBank genome assembly